Messenger RNA from Talaromyces atroroseus, 2259 nucleotides. RefSeq lists its product as hypothetical. The record is from RefSeq and is a predicted model, not a curated record. The transcript has 3 exons. Lineage: Eukaryota; Fungi; Ascomycota; Eurotiomycetes; Eurotiales; Trichocomaceae. Bases 1 to 2259 code for a protein of 752 amino acids.
AUGAUUUUUAAUGUCCUUCAUAUUCUCAGUUCGACUGUCUAUUCGCUCCUUACUAUCGUUCUCUUUGCUCUGACCCUUCUGACGCCGGGCGAUUUCAUCUAUCAGUGUUACGUCAACCACAGACUGGUAAAUAUAUUCAUUGUUUCUGGCGUUUAUAUCAUCACCGUCUUGCUGGGUCUUCUCAUCUACGCCAGCCGCAUCUACACGAAUCGCACCGCCCUCAGCGGAAUCCCGAAGGCAUGGAUACCUGUCGCGAAAGGCGAGGUCGACAGAAGUGUGCAGCGGAUUGUGGAGGAUGGACUUAGUCGGAGUUCUAUUAUUGCAUUUCAGGCACGACCGAGAGAUGUGUUUGAUGAAACCAACGAGCCCGUCCACGAUGCCGAACUCUCCAUCACGGCCGAACGACCCCCUUGGGGCACCGUGUCGCAUGCUGGAUGGUCUGCGCCUUCGUCUCUCGAUCUGCCAGGAUUGCAGUAUGGACCCGUUAUUGAAGAGCUGCCACACCUGAUCGAGGCCAAAGCCGUUUCCCUGGUCCCGUCGGGCCCUAUACACCCAUCGCCCAGCCGUCGUAGUUUUCUUGAUCACUUGGAAAUGGAGGAACAGAGCGUUCCCGAUCCUCGCCUGGUGGAGCUGUUGCAAAGACCUGCGACCGUGGGACUGCGGGAUUAUAUUGGACAUCUCACAGCUUUGAAUUUGAUUAGUCCGCCUGAACUAGGGUUGGACUUUCUCGCUCUCUAUGAACGAGCGCGAUUCUCGUCUCAUCCCUUGUUUGAGGACGAGUUCAGGACGUUGAUGGGCAUAUUUGCGGAAGUGUUGAGAAGUAUGAAAGAGCUGGAUUACCAAUUGGUGCAGGAAAUAUGCGGCGAGGAGGACGACGACGAGUCGCGAGUCGACAGCGAAUCAUUUAUCGGCCCGUCGGAUGAAGAGGGUGAGACUGAUACGUUGGGCUCGGAGGAGAGUCGUGUACCUCUGCAUCGCGAACGGAGCAUGGACUCAUCAUCAGUGUGGAGUAGUAGCUUUCGCUCUGUGCACACGGCGCCGAUGGUCCAAAGCAGUAGCAGCUCACGGGGGCUUUCACGAAAUGCUAGUGGGGGUUUACAGAAUCCGUGGUCAAAUAAUUCUCUGCAACGAGCUCGAUCUAUUGCCUCGCAGAGCUCAGGAUUGGUACACGCAGUCAUGCAGAGUAUACUCCGCCGCGGCGCGCAAUUCUUAUCGUCACGGACUGGCAGCCCCGCCUCUACGAACGAUGAUGGCUUCCAAACCGCGGCGUCGCAGCACGUCCUGUUCCCCAAGGUAGACCCGGCGGUCGAUGGCGAGGACUGCAACCAGGACUGCGCCAGCUGCACCAUUCACUAUCCGGCUCGAUUCGACGUUGAGCUGUCGGACAAGUUGUACGGCAAUGUGAAGGGCUGGGCCACGCACAUCCUCGUGGCUACGGGCAAGGCCGAUUGGGUUCGUGAUGUUGCUGAUGAGAAGGGCAGUGUGAUGGAGGCUAUUGAAAAAGGUGGUUUGAGCCCGAGUAAUGGGACGCUGAAAUUGUCCGCAUCCAAUAUUCCCGUGCCAGACGAGUAUCAUCAUGCCGAAGACGGAGAGAGGCCAACGACAGUCGUUCUUUUUCCCGCCUUCAAGAUCAUCGACCACGUCACUCCUGCCCUAGCUCCGGAUCUGAUUAAAUAUUUCGUCAAUCCGUCUAUCACGACGACGACGCCUCUUCGCAGAUUACCACGGACUACUGCCGAUACUGCUGAUGGGAGUGGCGCAUCGGCAUCAGAAUGGAAAGAAGAAAAUGUUGAUAUCACGUCGUUAACAUCUCUCCGAUCUCGCCCCCUGCCUCAUGCAGCAGUUAUUCUUCUCUGCUCACAGAAAACUCGCGACGCGCGAUGUGGCCAAUCUGCACCGCUCCUGAAGCGCGAAUUCGAACGGCAUCUGCGCACUCAUGGCUUGUAUAGGGAUGCCAAUGACGAGAGACCCGGUGGUGUCUCGGUGUACUUUAUCAGUCACGUAGGCGGACACAAGUAUUCGGCUAAUGUCAUAAUCUACCGACGCCGUGAUUUCGAGUGGUACAAGACUGCUGACUCUGGCGCACAAGAGAGGAAUGAGGAAGAAGACGAAGGUGCGGCGCAGGGUAUUUGGCUUGCGCGAGUGCGCCCGGAAGAGUGUGAGAACAUCGUCAAGCACACCAUAUUGCAGGGCAAGCUGGUCAAGCCGGAUCAGCUGCGGGCUGGGUUUGAUCGAGUGAAGGGGUUGACUAGUUGGUGA